AAUAAAAAAGACAAAAAUAAAAAAUAAAAAAUAAAAAGUUAGAGCAGCUUGUGCUUCGGAGGCUCAGCCUAUCUCAACUCUCAUCUGUGAAUUUCCAGGCACAAGCUCCCUUCAUAUAUUUCCCGCCACCAAAACAUUUUCUCUCGUCAAAGAAAAUCUAGCAGAGAAAAGAAAGUAACCAUGAAAUCUUUGUAUCCAACUAGACCAAUUACAGCCGUUCCAAAGUAUAAUUCUACCUCUUACACCAAAAUUUCUGCUAUCACCAAUGUUGCUACGCCGACGCUCAAUUUCUGGGUUUCAUCACCACAUCCAAUUCGCUCACCGAAUGAUUUUCCCAAGCCACACCCACACACUGCUCUAAGAUCUCAGUCUUCUUCAAACCCACAAAGCAACGAGCAAGAGAACGAUGAAGUGGAAGAAGAAGACGACCCAGAUGCCCAAGUCCAAGACCUUGUGGUCCCAGAGCAUUGGUUGGUCCCUUCCAAGGCCUUGGAGGAAUCAGAGUGGCUUAGGGUUACUUUGCAUAAGUGGUUGGAUGAUGAGUAUUGCCCAGAAGCCACCAAUGUUGAAAUCAGCAAGAUUGCUGCUCAAUCAUACUACAAAUCUUUGCUGGGAAAACAGACUGACUUGGGUGAGAUUUUGCUGAAGAUGGCCAUAGAAUUGGAAUCUAUUUCCUACCAGGAAAGCUUCCAUGGGGCAUUCUCAUCCGCCAACGCAGCAGUGAAUUUGAUUGCCCAACGGAUAGAGCAGUCCUGAUUUUAACUCAAACCAGUUGAUGAAGGUUUUCACUUUUCACUUUUCAUUUCACCAAAUUAGUAAUUUAUCUUGUCCUGCAUUUCCUAUGUAAAAGCAGUAAGUUUUCAUAAAUCAAUCUUGCAUGAAAAGGCCUUCAUCUUUUGAAUCAAUGUCUUCUCAUCUCAUAUGUCUUUGCAUAGUGAGUCAGUGACAACUGAUAAUGAAUGUUUAAUGCACCUGAUCUGGUGCAGGAAAUUCCAAAGUCUUGAAAGAUGUAAAACCUCCAUCUACCACCAAAUUAUGCCCACUAACAUAUUUAGCAUCAUCUGAAGCUAGAUAAAGUGCAGCAUUAGCAAUAUCGUUGGGUUCACAAUUUGUGCCUUCCAAGACGCCGGCAUUCUGUGUUAUUUCUAUUAGACGCUGUAUAUCGACUCCCGGGAAAAUCCGACUCAUUUCUUCAAGUACAAAUGGGGUUGGAAUGGCAAAUGGCGAUAUACAAUUGACCCGAAUUCCAUGCUUGCUUAGCUCUGCAGCCACAGACUUAACAAUGCCUAUGACAGCAAACUUGGAUACUGAAUAGGUGUGCUGUGCGAGUCCUCCCAUUAGUCCUGUGACGCUGGCUGUGCAUAGAAUGGAGCCUGUUUUGCGCGGGAUCAUCACACGUGAAGCAUGUUUCAUUCCUGCAAUGACUCCUCGCACGUUGAUGUUCAUGACACGAUCGAACACUGCCAGGUCGAGGUCCACAAUGCUCGGGGGAGUGUUGCAGGCUACCCCUGCAUUGGCGUACAUAAUGUCAAGCUGGCUAUGUUUAGAGAUGGUGAAAUCUACAGCAUUGGAAAUGUCGGAUUCUUUUGAGACAUCACAGGCGAUGAAGGUCGCAUUGGGACCGAGCUCAUAUGCUGUGACCUGGCCAAGCUGCUGUUGGAUAUCUGCAAUGACAACUUUGGCACCAUUGCUGAUAAAUUUGGAUGCAGUUGCCUUUCCUAUGCCACUUGCUGCUCCGGUGAUCAGCGCCACUUUGCCUUCAAGUCUGCUUUGUCACACAUAGCAAAGCAAACAUGGCCCAAGUCCAAGCAUCAGUUGCAGAAUUAAAGAAUCCAAUCAACAGAAAGGGGAAGCAUCUGAUAAAAUCUAAUUAACCCCCAUAUCCA
This is a messenger RNA of Prunus avium (sweet cherry), 1886 nucleotides long. NCBI's taxonomy places the organism in Eukaryota, Viridiplantae, Streptophyta, Magnoliopsida, Rosales, Rosaceae. The record is from RefSeq and is a predicted model, not a curated record.